CUAACAAAUACGAUACAAUAGGACGUACCAAACGAGCCCAUAAUUGUAUAAUUACUUCAUGAGUUUGUUUAGAAAUUGGUUCAGGCCUUAACAUAAAGGUGCUGGUAGGAUGUAAUUUGAAGUACUCAAUGAAGUUUUUUGAUUCACCAAAUAAAUAUAUAACGUGAGGUGGUGCAAUUAGUUCAGUGCUAAUUACUUUUAACGACUUAUAAAUAUAACAGACACACUUUGCUCUUGAUGUGCUGAAAAGGGGCGAUGUCUCAGCUGCUCUGUUUGCUCCUGGAUGGGUCUAUGAGACUAAACAACCACCAGAUUUUCAAACUGCACAAAAUCAGUAAUACAUUUCCUUGGACUAAAUCCAAAAUCCUAUACUGCUACAUUAAUUAUGUUUUACACUUUACCAUUGUAGUUGUUGAACACGGUUUAUUUUACAAUUAUGAGUAUUACUCAUAGUCAUGUAUUUGGGUUUUGCAGUUGGUGGAGCCUUGUGGAGAAAUCAUGGGGAAUAGGAAAACAUUAUCCUAGAGGCCUACCAUUCUACUCAAAUUUUGAUCAGGGCCGUGCUCAUCAUUUUUCUGUUGAUGGAGUGCAUAUUCUAGAUUCUUCAUGGAAUAACCUUUCAACUCGAGGCUUUCAGCCAUUUCUCGAGUACAAGGAUAAUUCUACCUUAAAUGACAUGAAAGUGCUUGUUAAUUUCAAUGGAGCAUCUUACGGUGGCGGAAGUAACAUCACUUUCAAAGGAAGACUUAAUAAAGGCAAUGCUUAUUUCACGACAAGACUAUUUCAUGGGAAGCUUCCUUUGGGGAACUCACCUCUUUACUUUACAUACUCUGUGAAAUCUAAGGCAAAUUCUCUGCUUGGCCUAAUUCUCAAUUUCUCUUCUGGGGCAGGGGAGAAAAAGUCUGUACUUCUUGCACCAGCUAAAGUAGAUCAUCUCUCAGGCAAAUUUAGUACCGUGGUCACAACACGUCAACUAGAAAAUCUUGGAGCUUCUUCAGAAUGGACCAUACAGGAGAGCAGCAUCUCACUUUGUGGACACACAUUAACAGAAAUCUCUGCUUGUUGCUACAGGCCUGAUCCUCAAAUUGUGAAAUUAGACGACGAUAACACUUCCGAUCAAAGUACAGCCUCAGUCGAGUACUAUGCUGUGCUUGGCCACAUAACAGUCAAAAGUUCAGAACAGAAAUCAAAUUUUCCACCCUCUUCUUCAUGGGUUGUCGAGGGUGAACACAUCAAAUGGACUCCAUCCUCUGAAGAUUCUAAGUCUGUGAGUGUAAAGAUUAUUUGGAAAUUGAAAGAUGGGAAUGAUUCUACAUUCCCAAAAUACAAUAUUUAUGCAAAGAAAGCAGAAUCAGCAAGUGAGUUCCUUGGAGUGGCGCGAGUUCAAGCGUUUUAUGUUGGUGACUAUGCAGUUCCCUCUGGUAGUUCUGGUGUCAAAUUUUUCAUUCAAGUGUGUGAUGUUGAUGGGAGCAGCCAGACACUAGAUGAUUCCCCUUCUCUCCUAUUGAAGCCAACCACCUAAAGAUAACUCUCAUUAUUAUGUCUUGCUAGUUCUUUUAUUACAUCUUCAAUAAGCAGCAUUAUCCAAAAUAACAAUAAGAAUGCUUUAAUAAUAAGGACUUUGAUCCAAAAAUAUGAUGGUUCGCAAAACCCAUCAAUUUAAAUUGUAUCUUUCCCACCUUGCCAUAAUAAGAAAUUGUAUCUUUCUUUCUUCAUUA
Messenger RNA from Cannabis sativa, 1718 nucleotides. Its product is annotated as cytosolic endo-beta-N-acetylglucosaminidase 1-like. Bases 437 to 1522 code for a protein of 361 amino acids. The transcript has 5 exons. NCBI's taxonomy places the organism in Eukaryota, Viridiplantae, Streptophyta, Magnoliopsida, Rosales, Cannabaceae. The record is from RefSeq and is a predicted model, not a curated record. Gene Ontology annotation, biological process: protein deglycosylation. Gene Ontology annotation, molecular function: mannosyl-glycoprotein endo-beta-N-acetylglucosaminidase activity.